Molecule: messenger RNA, 1299 nt
Organism: Onychostruthus taczanowskii (white-rumped snowfinch)
Lineage: Eukaryota; Metazoa; Chordata; Aves; Passeriformes; Passeridae
Gene: FGF19
Product: fibroblast growth factor 19
Exons: 3
Coding region: 1-771 (256 amino acids)
Biological process (GO): regulation of cell migration; fibroblast growth factor receptor signaling pathway; cell differentiation
Cellular component (GO): cytoplasm; extracellular region
Molecular function (GO): fibroblast growth factor receptor binding; growth factor activity
Source: RefSeq, a predicted model, not a curated record
AUGGGCUCCGUAUCGGAUGCGGCCGGAUCGAUGGAGCUGAUAACGGCGAGCUAUAAAAGGCCGGGGGGCGGCUGCGGCCGCGCUACAGCCCCGAGGCGCCGCGCCGGGAUGGGGCUGCGCCCCGCCGCGCUGGCGCUGCUCGCUCUGGCGGCCGCCGCCGCCUCCGCGCUGCCGCUGCCGCUGCCCGACGCCGGCCCGCACCUCAACUACGGCUGGGGAGAGCCCAUCCGGCUGCGGCACCUCUACACCGCCAGCAAGCACGGGCUCUUCAGCUGCUUCCUGCGUAUCGGCGCCGACGGCCGGGUGGACGCGGCCGGCAGCCAGAGCCCGCAGAGUCUGCUGGAGAUCCGGGCCGUGGCCGUGCGCACCGUGGCCAUCAAGGGCGUGCAGAGCUCCCGGUACCUGUGCAUGGACGAGGCGGGGCGGCUGCACGGGCAGCUCAGGUAUUCCACUGAAGACUGUUCCUUUGAGGAGGAGAUUCGCCCAGACGGCUACAACGUGUAUAGAUCCAAAAAACACGGAAUAUCAGUGUCUUUGAGCAGUGCCAAACAAAGACAGCAGUUCAAGGGAAAAGAUUUCCUUCCCCUGUCUCACUUCUUGCCCAUGAUCAACACUGUGCCCAUGGAGUCAGCAGACUUUGGUGAAUAUGGUGAUUACAGCCAGGCCUUUGAGCCAGAGGCGUUCUCCUCGCCCCUGGAGACGGACAGCAUGGACCCCUUUGGCAUCGCCUCCAAACUGUCCCCAGUGAAGAGCCCCAGCUUCCAGAAUUGACUCUGCUCCCACACGUGUUUUCACAGAAAUAUUGAAGAGUACUGCAGGGUUUGUAGCUUUCUGUGUAGUGAUAUUUGAGAACUUUUUUGUGUGUUUGAGUAUGGAGCCAGCCUCAUCCUUGUUGUACCUGUAAGAGAUGAGUGCCACUAGGCUGUUUUGUAGUCUAAAAGAAUUUCCUAUCCAUAGUUUUGUUUGGAAAAGGAGGAUUAAAUACAAAAAGUUUAGCAGCCUUAUCAGAAUUCCUCCAUAGGUGGUGAUAAAAUAACUGUAAUUUUUCUAUGCCAGCUUCACUUCCACAUAUAUUAACCUGUUAUAGCUGCUCGUACGAGCAAAUGCAGAAAACCUUUUCCUCUUCAGAGACCACAAACUCAAACACUUGGACCAAAACUAGAUGAAGGAAAACAUCCUACCAGAUGUAACUUGAGUUGAUGCUGCUUCUUAAAAGGCUGCUAACAACAUUCUGGGGAAAACUUUCUAUGGAAAGCAUACUACUGAAAAAACAAACCUGCUUGUAUAUUGUGCUUUUUC